AUGCUCAGCACACAUUUACAGUGUCAUGUUCACAUAACAGCAUCUACACAGUAUGUGGUUUCAUUAAAUAACGAGUAUCCUGCUUACAAUUCUCUUCCAUUUGGUUCACCUUUAAAAAAUGCUAAAUCAUCUCUAAUCUCAGAAGUUGUUUUUCACCGCAAAAAACAUGCUUACGCUGACUAUGGAAUGGGCGCGCAACAGCAGCCAAAAGGACCGUCAAGUUUUCUGAGGUCAACUGGACAAGUGAACGAUUCGCAAGUAGCGAAUUCAUUUAAUCCACAUAAUGGGGCAGAACUUGGGGUAUCACCUCCAGCAUUUAUAAAGCCAAUGAUGGCAAAAGCUUAA
Clunio marinus is the source of this 345-nucleotide messenger RNA. The record is from the annotation of a GenBank genome assembly. Lineage: Eukaryota; Metazoa; Arthropoda; Insecta; Diptera; Chironomidae.